AUGGAUUCUGUCUCUGAGGGAGGAGUGUUACUACCCAUCCACAAGCAUCCUAUGGUGCCUUGGAAUGAUAUGCGGAGAGGUGAUUGCUGUGGACGCUAUGAAUCUAUCACGGAUGGCUAUUUUUGCCAAAUCUGCGAUUUUUUCGUCCACAAGAUAUGUGGCGACGAGACCUCCGACUAUAUCCAACACCCAUCUCACUCCCUUCACAAUCUUCAGCUUCUUCCAAGUGUAGCAAGUCAAAAUUGCAAUUUAUGUAGAAGGGAUGUCGUGGAUCAAUGCUAUCGUUGUGAGAUAUGUAACUUCGACGUGUGUCUAUGUUGUGCCAAGUACCCAACAGAGGUUAAUACCGAGAUGCAUCAUCACAAGCUCACACUUGUCAAGAGGCGGAGAGAGUUUAACUGUGAUGCCAGAUGUGGGAAGCCUUGUGAUGACGGGAUUUCUUACAAAUGCCAUGAAUGUGAUUUAUUCUUCCAUGUGGACUGUGUGUGGAAUCUGUCGGAGGUAAUACGCCCGGAAGAGGUAAACCACUCUUACCAUCCUUGCCAUCCUCUCAAGCUCAUUACAGGCCAUCCACAGGACUAUUCCGAUGGACAAUGUCGUCUUUGCGGAAGAAAGGUUGAUAAAUGGUUUUAUCAUUGUUCUUCUUGUAACUUCACCUUGGAUUUGCGCUGUGUUUUGACCCCACCACCACAAUCUCUUGUGGAUUUGAAAGCUCAUGAUCACCAACUCACCCUUCUCCCAAGACUCGAUUCUUUCACAUGUAAUGCUUGCGGAUUGAAGGGAGACCGAAGCCCUUACAUUUGUGUUCAAUGCGAUUUCAUGAUCCAUCAAGACUGUCUUGGCCUUCCACGCGUCAUAAACAUCAAUCGGCAUGAUCAUCGUGUUUCUCGAACUUCUGUUCUUGGUCUUAUCAAUUCUGUUUGCAGAGUUUGUCGCCAGAAGGUGAACUGGACUUGUGGGGGUUAUCUUUGUAAGCGGUGUCCCGGCUAUGUCGUGCAUUCGAAAUGUGCUACCAGAAAGGAUGUUUGGAACGGGAUAGAGCUUGAAGGAGUACCAGAAGAAACAGAAGACAUAGAGCCAUAUGUGGUGAUUGAUGACUACACGAUACAACAUUUUAGCCACAAAGAGCAUUAUCUAAGACAUAAUGAUGAUGGUAUUCUGUAUGAGGAGAACAACCGUUGCAGCGCAUGUUCCCAUCCCAUCGGUCUCCAAUCCUUCUAUGGCUGUCUCAGUUGUGAUUUCAUUCUCCAUCAAAACUGCGCUAAACUUCCUAGGAAGAAAUGGCAUGUGCUUCACAAUGAACGGCUUACUUUAGUUACUAACGAGGCCAAUUACUUUCAAUGUGGUGCUUGCUAUAGAAUGUCAAAUGGUUUCAGGUACAAGGAUAAGAAUAAGAUGUUAGAUGUCCGCUGUGGUUCGAUUUCUGAGCCAUUUGCACAUCCAAGUCAUCCCAACCAUCCCUUGUAUGCCAUUCCAGGUAGACUUCCUAUAAGAUGCAUUAAUUGCAACAUCGAUUGGGGAUCUUCUAUGCUCAGUUGCAUUGAAGAUGGUUGUAAAUUUGUCUUAUGCUUCUGUUGCGCCACUCUACCACAAGUUAUAAAGCACAGAUUUCACGACUAUCCUCUCACACUGUGCUAUGGUGAUGAUGAUGAUGAAAGUGGUGAACACUAUUGGUGUGACAUUUGUGAGAAAGAAUGUGAUCCUAGGAAGUGGUUCUACACGUGUGAAGAUCACUAUGCUAGUUUGCAUACUGAGUGUGUGCUCGGAACUUUUGGAGGGUUCAUGCCAAGAAGCCUAGUAAAGAUUUGGUUCUAUCAAUAUGAGGUGGUGCUCAACGAUAGUGUAUCUCGCCCAUUUUGCACCGUGUGUAAGUCACGUUGCUUAUACCCUAUCAUCUUGAAGACGGCGAACGAGCCAACGAGCAAGAGAUCUUCUUCGGGACGAGACGCGUUUAGCAUGUCUGAUUUCAGAGAUAUGCGAAUCGUUCUGAUUCGUGGGAUUACUCUGCUUUUAUUCGGACUUAUGCUCUGUAUUUGGACGAGCGGCUUGAUUUCCGGAUGCAAGGAAAGAGAGGCAAACACGGCGAUGGUGGUGGUGAUUCCGGUGACGAUGAAGAUGAUCAUCGAGAGACUAAUGCCAAUAUUCGGUCGAGAGCUCUUGUGGUUAAGUCUAAACCGGUGA
This is a messenger RNA of Microthlaspi erraticum, 2181 nucleotides long. The record is from the annotation of a GenBank genome assembly. Lineage: Eukaryota; Viridiplantae; Streptophyta; Magnoliopsida; Brassicales; Brassicaceae.